AUGUCUGGCACUGAUGACAAUCAUGCCGCCCCUGCUGCCACAGGUCCCAGCAACACCCCGGGCCUCACGCUCAUGACGCCGGCGAUGAAGCGCAGCGCCCGCAAGGUCGACCCCACCAACCCCUCCGACGCGGCCCUCAUCGCCGCCGCCACUAAAGCCGGCGCUGAGAUCUACGACUCCGACGCCGAGGACCUCCCCGGCCUCGUCAACGGCACCAACAAGCCGCAACUCUUCCGCAACGUCUCCUGGGGCCCCGCCGCCACCGACUACUCCGACGACUUCCCGAUCCAUCCCGAGUUCAGCCAAUUCGUCCCCGGCCGCUGGGAGCGCAUGCCCGACGGCACCGUCGUCGACCAGAAGAGCAAGCUGAUCGUCAAGUUCACCGACAAGAAGGGCAACAAGCGCAUCUUCGCCAACCCGCCGCCCAAGGACUGGAACAACCAGGAGGCCAUCACCGCGCUCAACAAGCGCACCGUGCAGCAGGUGCGCCGCAACACCGACGUGCGCUUCCGCGAGGUCGUCAGCGCCUAUGUCGCCCCCGAGCGCCGCUGGAUCCUGGCCAAUCUCACGGAUGGCAAGCCCGCCGCGGGAUGGAAGCGCUUCGUUGAGCAGUUCAAUAACAAGUUCGCUGGGAGGUUGCUUCCGGGACAGGAUAAGGUGCGCCCGGUGCGUACGCAUUCGAGCUUGACCAAGGAGGUUGAGCGCUUUGGACCCGAGUUCUACUCCAAGGGCCAGAUUCCCCCUUCCCGCUCCUGA
Messenger RNA from Trematosphaeria pertusa, 756 nucleotides. RefSeq lists its product as uncharacterized. The transcript has a single exon. Bases 1 to 756 code for a protein of 251 amino acids. Lineage: Eukaryota; Fungi; Ascomycota; Dothideomycetes; Pleosporales; Trematosphaeriaceae. The record is from RefSeq and is a predicted model, not a curated record.